GGAGGCACCUUGUCAUCCUCACGGGUGUCAAUCGGCUGGUCACUAGUCCUUGUGGUCAGUGGCUUGGGAGCAAGCUCUCGGGAGUACCUGCUUUUGGGAAAGCCGACUGUGGGACUUAAGUUUGCGUAUAGGUUCGGCUAGCCCUGGCGUAGGAAUCUGCGUCCCCUUGUUGGUCUCCAUGCUGGCUGAGGCAGUCGGGCCUGAAUCUUUCUCCAUUUAAGUAUGAAUACUAUGAUACCUUCCUGCUCCAACAAUGUAUCCGAUACUCCGAUUGUGACCAAAAGACUAAGAAGCGACAUAGAAACACUGUAUCAGAUGUAUUUUGUCCACGUUUCUUAAUUAUAACCAGCUCUGAAGAAUUGAGAAAAACUGUCACCCUUUUUAAUAAACAAACAUCUUUUGUCUUCCAUAGGAGAACUGAACAAUAUUAAGAGACUUCGGUCUAGAGACCUUUUGAUAGAAACUGUGUCCGGAAACAGUCUAAUUUAGUUAGUCUUUUGAAACUAGCUAAAUUAAAACAAGCAAACAUUGCAGUUAAGCCAAAUAACAUUCUAAAUUCGUCCCGAGGAGUAAUCUCUGAAAUAGGUUUAUUGUUUGAAGAGGAAUUUUUUAAAGAGUUGGCAUAUCAAAACGUGUGUGGUGCUCGUAGGAUCAAAAUACGGAAAGAAGGUCAACUUAUUCCCACUAAACAUGUCAUACUUACUUUCAAGUCUCCUAACCUGCCUAAUAACAUCAAAGCUGGAUACCUAAACUGUUCAGUCAGGCUAUAUAAACUGAAUCCAAUGCGUUGCUUUCAAUGUCAGCGCUUUGGACAUGGAAAGACCUCUUGUCGCGGUAGCCUCACGUGCGCUUGAUGUUCCAUGUUUCCGUAGGCCACGCUAGUGAAGGCUGCUCUGCUGCCCCCUUGUGUAUAAGCUGUAAAGGUGAGCAUCCAGCUUUUUCAAGAUCAUGUCCGAAAUGGCAGACAGAAAGACAAAUUCAAAGCAUCAAAGUUACACAAAGGAUAUCAUUCACAGAAGCCAAAACACUUGUUCUCUCUAACCAGCCAAGACCUAAUAAAUCUUAUGCAUCUGCAACAAAAUCAUUCAGAUCAAUAUCAACGCAAGCCACAAUAACCACACAGAAAAAAGAACUAGCAAUGACAGAAGGUCCUAGAAACCAAAAAUCAGGGAAAAAACCUGAUGUUGAAAGUAGUACGCCGGUGACUGCGCCCAAAGGAAAACAGGAUGUCCAACAGAAAAAACAUAGAGAUGGUAUGAAAGAGAAAAAUAAGCAAAAACCCAGGACCCCCAUUCAAAGUUCCAUCGCAAGCAUGAGUUCAGGACGCUUAGACGACUCAGACGAAAGGGACGUGUAAGAAGGGUUAUCCCUUCCGAAACACCUUUUGCCUCGAAAGUCAAAACACCAACACCGCCAAAACAAGCAUCCAUAAUGGGUACAUUUAUUUCGUGGAAUUGCCGGGGUUUUCUUCAAAACCUGGAUAAGAUCAAGGAUUUAAUAAACAUGCAUCAACCUGCAUGCCUUGCGCUUCAGGAGACCUUGUUAAAACCAAGCAGACAUGCUAAGAUACGGAGAUAUACAACAGUAAGAAAGGACAAACCAUCUGGGGAUCGUGCCUGUGGUGGUGUGGGCCUUAUCUCCUCCCACAAUUACCUACAUUGCUCUCCCUUUGACGACCUCCCUUCAAGCUGUGGCGGUUCAGAUUAAUUUACAAUUCUCAAUCUCAUUAUGCACUAUUUAUUUACCCCCACAUGAGCAUGUAAAUCAGUGAGAGUUGGACAGAAUAAUAAAGCAGCUCCCAAAACCUUUAUUGCUUUUAGGUGACUUCAAUGCCCUUAGUACAUUAUGGGGAAGUAGGGACACUAAUCCAAGGGGCCGGCAGAUUGAACAAUUAAUGGAAGAUCACUCUAUUUGUAUCCUUAAUAAUGGAGAAUACACUUGCUUUCAUCAGUCGACUAGAACAUUUCAUGCAAUUGAUCUGGUUUUUUGUUCUCCAUCUCUACUACCUUUGUGCUCUUUCAGUGUAGGGGAGAAUCUCUACUAUAGUGACCACUUCCCAGUCAUUGUAAAUAUUACAGGGAAAUCAAAGAUCUCAAGACAACCACGCUUACGUUAAGAUAAAGCUGAUUGGGAUCUUUUUGCAUCUUGUGCUGUGCUGACUGAAGAAAUGGUAAAGGAUGUGGAGAUUAAUGUAGCAGUAAAAAUGAUCUCUCAUGCCAUUGCACAAGCAGCUGAUCUCUGUAUUCCGAAGUCCUCGACAAAGUUCUCUAAACCCUGGUGGAACAAUGAUUGUGAUGAAACUUCGAGAGAGCAAAAGAUAGCUUGGCAUAUCUUUCACCGAUAUCCAACACUGGCAGAUCUUCUUGCUUUUAAAAAAGCUAAGGCGAAUGCAAGAAAAAUGAGACAGCAAAGUCAGAGAAAAUCAUGGGCAGCCUACGCGUCCACUAUUACCUCCUCAAUGUCUAGCAAGCAGGUUUAGGAAAGAGUCCGCCUCUGGACUAUAUAAUGAUUAUCUCUUCUCUGUUCUAGAAAAAGAUAGAAAGGUGAUAAGUACUAGAUGCUUUAGGUGAUACAUUUGCUGCUGUAUCUGGCAGUAGCAAUUACUCAAAAGAGUUUCUGCCCACAAAGAUGCACUUGGAAAGGAUUCAAAUCGACUUCUAAUGCAGAAUUCCAUUCUAAUGCAGAAUCUUAUAAUAAAGAUCUCACCAUGUUUGAAUUAAGAAAUGUCAUAUCUCGCACUGAUAGGACUUGCCCUGCCCUAUGAAUCUCUAGUGGUCCUUCUUGCUCUUCAUAAUAAGAUAUGGAAGGAACAAAUUUUUCCUACUGCCUGGUGCAGGGCCUAUUUUAUUCCUUUAGUAAAACCCGGCAAGGAGCCGAAAAAUCCUUUAAAUUAUCGCCCCAUCGCGCUCACUAGCUGCCUUUGCAAGAUUAUGGAAAAAAUGGUAAAACACCGUCUCACCUACUAUCUGGAGACUAAUCAUUGUCUAUCGCCUUACCAAAGUGGUUUCCGUAAGGAAGGAUCUUCACUUGAUAAUGCCCUGUUUUUAGAAACCGCAGUACGUAAUGCAUUUGUGAAAAGAAAUCAUGUGGUUUCAAUCUUUGACAUGAAAAAGAACUUGGCAGCAUGGAACUCUUCAUGACCUUUAUAGCACUGGAUUGCGAGGUAAUCUACCCAUCUUUAUUCAAAACUUUCUGAAGGACCGCACUUUCCAAGUCAAGAUUGGUUCGUUGCUUUCUCAAGUCUUUGUACAACAAGAAGGUGUACCACAAGGUUCAGUGCUCAGUGUCACUCUUUUCAGCCUGAAAAUUAAUUCCAUUUUAAGAGAACUUCCUCCCACAGUGCAUGGUUUCCUGUAUGUUGAUGAUCCGAUGAUCUAUUGUCAAGGUCAAGAUAUGAGAUACAUUGAGAGACAACUACAAAUUGCUCUAAAUAGAAUCAUAAAGUGGUCCAACAACAAUGGUUUUAAAUUUUCUAGCCAGAAGACAGUCUGCAUGCACUUCUGUCGCAGAAGAAAUCUACAUCUUGAUCCAGAGCUGCAUCUUGACGGCUCUUUGAUCCGCGUUGAGCCAGAAGCAAAAUUGUUAGGAGUUAUCUUUGACAGAAAGCUGACUUUCCUUCCGCAUAUCCUAAAUCUAAAUAAAAAAUGUGCUAAAGCUCUCAACAUACUGAAAGUCCUGACCAGUACCUCAUGGGGAGCAGAACGUUGUUCUAUGCUCCGCAUUUAUAGAUCUUUAAUCCUUUCCAAGCUUGACUGUGACUGUGUUAUCUACAGAUCAGCAAGACCUUCUGUACUCCUGAAAUUGGACCCAGUCCACCAUCAAGCGCUACAGAUUUGCUGUGGAGCCUAUGUCAUCUGUUUUGAACCAUCUUUGGAAUUCAGACGCCAGCAGUUGUCCAUUGAUCUUCAUUAUAAAGUAAUGUCACAGGCCGAACAUCCUGUCCGACUCAUGACAUCUGAUCAGUACUGGCGUCUUUACCAUGUCCGUCCUUCAUGUAUCCCACCUUUUGAUCUUCGCAUUCACUCAGUGAUUGAAGAAUUCAACCUAAAUGAUCUGCAUCCCAAAAGCUUUGACCUUUUCGGUAUUGCUCCCUGGCAAGCAGUGAACAUUCACCUACUUAAGAUUUUUGGAGAACUAAAGAAGAGCAGUACCAAUGAUAUCCAAUACCAACAAAUUUUCCUAGGGCAUAGAAGCAGUUAUUCUAACUACAAAGCAAUUUUUACUGAUGGCUCAAAGAAUCAUGAUCACGUCGGGGCAGCUUUUGUUUGUGAUAAAGAAAUAAAGAGUAGUAAACUUCAUAAGGCUGCAUCUGUCUUUAGUGUGGAAACUUUUGCCAUUUUGAAUUCCGUAAUCUUUAUCUCUAGGCAGAAUAGCAGAAAGUUCAUCAUCUACUCUGAUUCUCUAAGUGCUCUUGAAUCAAUAAAUACAAAUACCAGCCACCCUUUGGUCUUAGAAAUUUUAAAGGCACACCUCCGUUUGAGAAACGCAGGUUAUUAUAUUGCGAACUGAUAGUGCCUGGACAUGCUGGUAUCAAAGGCAAUGAACUCGCCGAUAUUGCAGCAAAAUCUGCUGAUAUUACCUCAUAAAAUAAUGUCCCUUUUACAGACAUACGGAAUUACAUUAGAACAAAGGUCUUGUUCAGGUGGCAAGGAUUCUGGGAAUGCUAAACUCUGAACAAAUUAAGGCAGGUAAAACCCAAUUUGGAGUACUGUUAGUCAAGAGAGAUCGGAAGGAGGAUGUACUACUGACUCGCUUACGAAUUGGUCAUUGCAGACUGACACAUCAGUACCUCUUGAAAGGAGAUAAUGAGCUUAUUUGUGGCACUUGCAACGUUCCCAUUUCAGUUAAUCACAUUUUAACCUGCUGUCCUGCUUUUAGUCAGAAACGUGAAUUUUAUUUUAACUCUCUUCGCUCUAUAAAUGCGAAUGUUAACAUAUCUCAUUGGAAGAAACCCUCACACCAACCUCAUAAGUUUUUUUAAAAGACAUCUUUUUUUACCAUAUGAUUUGAACUACAUUUUAUCCUGCUCUACUUGUUGCUAGAGCAUUUUUCAUUUCUGCCUGGACAUUUUAAAGCCAUUUCUUCUUGCCUUCAUCAGCAUUUCAGUUUCAUUCCAUCAAUUCACUUGAUACAAUGUGUUUAUGCAUCUUGAAUUUUACUCACCAUUUGUCUGGCGCAUAAUAAUAACCUUCGAGGUUUUGUGCCGUUUAAAAAAUCAACCAACCAACCAUAUCGAGAAUAAAGGGUUUGUUGAAUUGAUGCUAGGAUGGGAGCAGAUGCAAAAGCUUUCUUCUUUCUUUCUUCUGUUAAAUGCGUCCUCAUAUUCUUUUGUCCGCAAAAACGUUUGCUUAUUCUUUGUCAUUUUUUGAAGGGGUCUUGCGAUGGAAGAAAAGUCUUUCAGAAAUCUCCUAUAGUAGGUGCAAGGCCCUAGGAAACUUCUUAACUGAUGGAUACUUUCGGGAUGUCUCUAAUCUUUAGCUGCUGAAACUUUUUUUUUGGAUCUGUAGCCAUACUUUGGGCAGACAUGACAUGUCCGAAUUAAGUCAUUCCCUCUCUGAAUAGUGGACCUCAACUUUAGAUUGGCUCCUUUCAGUUUCUGAAGAACCUGUAUGAUUUUCUAGAUAUUUUUUAAAACUCUUCCCGGCAAUGAUGAAGUCAUCCAGGUAUAUCAGAGAGGCUUUGCAGAAGAUACCUGUCAACACAGUCUCUAUAAGGCAUUCGAAUGUUGUCGACAUAUUACAUAGUCCAAGCGGCAUAACUUUGAACUGCCAAAGUCCUUGCCAGGUAGUAAAUGCCGUCUAUUCGGUCAGAGUGUAUCCCUACCUGCCAGGAUCCACUCUUUAAAUCAAGUGUCGAAAACCACUUGCUUCCAGAAAGAAUGUCCAAAAUAUUGUCAGUUCUAGGAAGAGGGUAGCUAUCUUUCUUCGUAACCACUUUCAAUCGAUAGUCAACGCAAAAUUCAGUUAACCAGCUUUUGUUCUGACCGGAUGAUGGGAGAGGCCCAUAGACUUACUGGAGAUUCAAUAACCUUGCCUUCUUGCAUGUUCUUUAGAAGUUUCCCUUCCUCUUGUUUAGCAGUUGGUAGACGUCUUGGAUAUUGCUUGAUUGGUGGAUGAUUCCUUGUAUCGAUUCUAUACUAUGUUAUGUUAAAUUGGUUCAACCUAUGUGAGAAAACAAGUGGGAGAAAACAUCUUCAAAUUCUUGAAAGACACGUUCAGCAGCAUUCCUCUCUUCGCCGUUUAAUUGCACAUUCUGCAGUUAAUCUGAUGUAAAGCUUUCAAAAGACACGGAUUCUGAAGUGUUACUCUUUCGUUUAAUACUGGUCACUGGAGUACAUGCUGCAACUACUUCACCUUUCCUAAUAGCUUUCACCUUAUCAGUUACAUUGGCAACUCUCACCGGGAUAACAAUCCUGUAUACGUCUACAAGUGCAGAGGCUACUAGUACUCAUCAUGGGAUGUUAAGUUUUGGGAUAUUCCAUUAUACCAUACUGGAAAUUUCUGUUUCCAGCUAUGAAUCCUGGUAAUUAAAAUUCUGUUCUAGCUGGUACAUUGGUAGCGUCUUGAGCUAUGAUUUGGUGCAUGGGUUUAACUUCUGCAUCAUUAAUUCUGAAUCGGGUUAUGUCCUAAGAGGCAGAAUGCAGUUCAUUAUUUUUAAAGUCCAAGGAAAGAUUGAAUUUCCUUUGGAAAUCCAAUCCGAUUGUGCAAGGAUUUGUAAUAUCUGCCUCAUAUUCCGUGUGAUGGUAAGCGACAUUUCCAAACAGGAUGUUAAUGUUUAAUUUUCAGUCGAUGUCAUUCUUUUGGACACUGUUUAGAGGGUAACGCAGGACAGUGUCCAGAUGAGUUUACCUUCCAGUUGUUGAGCCAGAUCUUUUCGAAUGAUGGUAACAUCGGUUCUUGUAUCGAUGGUUAUAUUGCAAGGAACUCCAUUGACGUAUCGCAUGAUGAAAAGUCCAUUACUGCCGGCAUUCAGUGCCGAAAUCUGAAGUGCUUUAAAAUGGGGCUUCUCAAUAUCUUUAAUCUCUGCUCCACAAGAUGUCCACUAAUUUGUUUCUUGCGUCCUUACUAGGGAGCAGUCUUUUUUCCUGUGUCCAUUUACCGUUGGGCGUUCUGCAGUACCUUUGUACAUGGCUGUAGCUUCAGCACUUUAUGGUAAGUUUGUUAUUUCUCCUUUUCCGUCUCAAGGCGUUGACCUUGUCUGCUUAAAUUGUCUAGAUGAGCAACUAUUUGAUGCACUUACUCCUAGACAUGAGCACCUCUGAUUGGGUAGCGGUCCCUAUUAGUAGCUUACUGGGCUGCCUAAAAUUUCAUGGCAUACACUAGAGCGCUUAAGUCCUUGACAUCCGCCAUUCGCAGAGCUUUCUGUAUUUCUUCAGGAUUCUGGAUGCCAACAAUGAAGUACUGCAGGAUAUGCCUUGCUUCUGUCAGGCAUUCUGAAAAGGCAAGAUGGGACAGACUUUCAACAUCCGUGGUAAUUCUAUUUAGUGUUUCCAUGGGCUUCAGUUGACAGGUCAAUUGAAGCCUGCUAUAAUAUUUUAAAUACGAAACUGGAUACAGCUUUGAAGUCUAGUCUCUGGUUUUCAGGAAAAGUUUGAAGGUUAUUCGCUGUGUCUGCUGUCAGAGAGGCGCCGAGUUGACAGGACUUAGCUUGGGAAUUCCUUCCAUUCGCAUCCGCCACUAUAGAAAAAUGUGUCAUCUGCACUUGCCAGGAGGUCUUCUCAUCAUAUGUGGAUAGCUUCAGAGAGGAACGAGAAGGCACGGGUAAACAUUUAAAGUCAUCAGAAUUGCUUUCUGCUGUCUCUAUGCGUUUCUUUAAGGUGCCAACUUCUUUGACGACAGUAGCAGCAGAAACCCUGUCUUCAAUUUGUUGUUCCAUAUGUCCUUGGACAGCAGAAACUUUCUUCAGUUUCUCCAACUCUGCUUUCAACUUUGUCUAUUCUGCCUUUCAUAGCCUCGAAUUUUUUUUCCAUUAUGGCAGUAAUUUCUCUUUCAUUUUCUUUUGUCCAGCUUUCGUCCCUUCUGUAAUGGAGUUGAUGGCUUCUUCCAUCUUUUCUUGACAUCCUCUCAUCUCUUCAUUGAAUGCCGCAAAGGCUGCCAUGAGCAGUCUUAAUUUCUCAUCCAUCGCUUUUGUCACUCUCAUUCAGUCCCACUUCUGACAGCAAAAAGUGUUACGAGCAUAUGGGUUUGCAAUAGAUUGAAUGCACACAGGUCCGAAUAUAGAUGCGUAAAAUUUAUUCUAUCAAAAGAAACAUUUCAGAGUUCUGGAAUUUUCCACAGAAAUACUCGCACAGUAUAGCAGAGUAUAAUCAGUAAUUACACUUAAAACUACUGAGAACGUCUAACACAACACAGUGCACGGCGAAUCUAAAGAGAAAGUUAACCUGGAGCUACCUUGGUACUCCGAACUCACGCUGAACUAACAACUUGCAACAACAAGAAUCAAUUUCACUUUCACAUUUACAGAGUUAUAGUAAGUGUUGUCAAUAGGCUCCCACAACAUGAACAAUAAAUGAGUGCUAUGGAUAGUCAAAUACAGGUUUGACAGUUAUAAUCAGUUGAAUGGUGCAUUAAUUAUGAAUAUGAGCAAUUAACAGAGUGACUGAUAAAACAGUAAAAAUAAUACAUAAAAUAAGGCAAAAUACAUAAUUCAAGGAAAUAAGUAUAAACAAAAAAAUCUAACUUAAAAUAAAAUGAAUUAACUAAAAGUACAGAACAUACGGGGGGUUGUGCUGGUGACUAGAAUGGCAGCUGAAAAUUACACCAGCUUGUCUUAUAUUACGUGCAAUAUUAACACAAUGACAUAGGCGUUUCAGUACAUAGCGAUUUUUUUAAAGUCACUUUGCCCCCAUGCAUGUAUAUGGUACACUGCUGGUUGUCUAAGAUGGUGUUGACCGCACUAAAAUGUCACCAAAUAGUGGCCAGUGGUUUGGUGAAAUUUGGCAACAAAAAUUAGCUGUCCAAACCAUUGCCAGCAAAUUAUCAAGAAACCCAUUAACUCAGUGUUAAAUGGACUUGCUCUGUAUUCUCAAAAUAUUUCAUGUUACAUUACAGAAAAAGAAUACACACAGAAAAAAUACUUACAAUUUUGCGUAAUUGCGCUUUUCAUUAUUGCACUAAAUCUUCUGUCUACUAUUUACAAAAUGUGUAACAAUAUAGAUGCUUGUAUUUGCAAUGGCAGUGCAGGGUAAAAACACAUGAAAAUCCAAUGUGGAAGACUCGUUUAGAAGUAUAUACUUUGUUAAAAGAAGCAUGAGACCCUCAGGUAUUAUAUUUUGGGUUGUCAUGACCAAAAUUAAAUGUUAUGAGAUUAUGAAAAAUGCUCACGACUGUUACUUUUAAGUUACUGAUCGGUGACAAUAUGCCUUCAGUUUUUAAUCAAUGACUGUCAUGAAUUGUUUGGAUUUGACAAUAUUUGUAAAAACUCGUUUUGUACAAUAUUAUUUCUGAAUAUACUGGUAAUAAAACUUGUUUCAAAAAUGGAUUUUUUUUUUCCCCUUUUAACUGUUGUUAGUAUUUUGCGAAAUUAUUUGGGGGGAGAUUAUUGAAGUCCGUUAUUUAUUGUAUGAUAGCUUUAUACAAUUGAACAGAAUGUGAUGUUUUGCUUUUCUGUUAUUAAUAAAAUUUCCCUUUAUAUUUUAUCAUGUAUUUUUAGAGCUGUGUGGUAAUUGUUUUAUAAAUUUUAAUUCCUUUGGUUUAAUUUUUUGCCCAACAUUUUGUAAUGUUCAUUAUUAAAUUUGUAGUAAUAUUAUGUUGUGUUUUUUAAUAG
Molecule: messenger RNA, 9765 nt
Organism: Stegodyphus dumicola
Lineage: Eukaryota; Metazoa; Arthropoda; Arachnida; Araneae; Eresidae
Source: RefSeq, a predicted model, not a curated record